AUGAAAAAAGCCAAGUCAAAGUCUUUUGUAAUUCAGGAAGGAAGAAAUACACCAUUCAUCCCCAAUAAUGACACUACCACCACUGCUGCUGAUGUUGUUAAUCAUAAUAUGGGGACUUCCAAUGAUUAUCAACUCAAUAGCUCUACUUCUAUAAAAAAACCAUCAGAUUUACUUUUAGGUGUAGCCCAAGAAGUAUAUAUCAGGGAUGCUUUUGCUUUAUUAAUUGUUUUUUUAAGUUUUAACCAAAUUGCCUCAUUAGUGCUACUAAUUUCCUUUAUUGUUGCCACUAGAUCUAGAAGAUUUUUAGCCGAUUGUCUGGUAUUUUUAUUUGUACCUAAGGAAACUACUAGAACUACUAGCAUAGACUGUAUCAACAAUAAUGCAAAUACUAAUGUCACUAGCUAUAAAAAUAAAUUUAAAGCUGUAUAUUUUAAAUCAUGGCUUUUGAUAUUGGAGUCCACUCUAGCGUUACUACUUCGAAGGUACGAAAAUUUAGUUGUUCCAUUGGAAAAUUUAGCUCUAUCAAUUGUAGCAUCUUCUUUAAUUAAUCAGCCUCGAGACUGCCUGAGCGUAGCGACCUCAUGUUCAAUUUUAUAUGGCGUAUCGUUUAAUUUACUCAAAAAAUUACGUUCCACAUUUGGUUUUUGGCAACAACAGCACGACCAACCUCUGUUAGAAAGUAUUCUAUCUUCUGCAACUUUUAAUACCAAUGGUAAUUCUAAUAUCAACAAUAUCAAUAUCCUUACUAAGAACGACAACAUUUAUAGUAGUAAUCAGAACAAUAAUCACAAUAAUAACAACAACAACAAUAAUAAAAACAACGCUUUUAAUUUACGUUUAUUAUUCUCAAGUUUUAAGAUUAAAAUAAUGAAUGGCCCAUUUUGUAAAACCAAUACCCUCAAUGCUACCACUUCAUUAUGCUGGAAAACAUUUUUUUCUGGUAUUUGUUCCCAUUUUUCUACUUUAUUGCCCAUUUUAAUAUAUUUUGCAUCAUUCCAUAUAGUUUUUUAUCAAUUCUAUACUAGUUUGGAGGUUGAAUCUAGAUACCAGCACGAUGCCACUCACAAAGUUAAAAAGAAAGGUAUGUGUGAUACAACGGCAGAUGAAGGGUUACCGAACAAUAAUAGUACUGUUGCUAGUGGCAACCUCAUGAAUAGAAAAGUAUCUGAAACAAUACAGAAUAACAGCAAUAUCGGUUGUAAUUCCAGUGAUAAAUCAUUUGGUCCAAAUAAUACCGAAAAUGCAUCAACGCAACACAUUACUACAACCUCUAGUCCAUCUACGACCACCAAAAACACAAACUUUAUUUCUUCAACUACCCCUGCUAAUGCUAAAGUGUUUUCUCAGUUAAGUCCUACAACUUCAAAUAUUAACCUAGUUUCGUUAAAUAGUGUAAAUACUGAUGAGGGGAACAUUUCCAUUGUGGCAAAUACAAAUAACUAUAAUACAUGCAACUCUUUGGCGACAUCACAAGCUAAUUUGAAUAACGGUUUUGAUAAUAAUUUUACUGCCAGCAAUAGUAAUAUUGGUCCCAUUCAUAACAAUAAUGUCAACAAUAGUAUCAAUGGAAAUAAUAUUUCUUUUUCCAGUAUAAACAGCACUGUAUUUGCUGUUCAUAAUUUAAGUAACAUUAUGGCCACUGGUGGUACCACCACCACUAAUAAUAAUAAUAACAACAACAAUGACCAUAUUAAUACUUUUAGUGGAAAAAGGGACAGCAAGGACUAUAAUGACAAGAAUAGCACCGAGUUUGCAAAUACCGGGACUAACAAUAAUAAUAAUAUUUUGACAAAUAAUUCAACUGAUCCACAUGAACAAUCGUUACAUCCUUUUAACUCGAAUAAUGUUAUUGAAAUUGCUUCAUUUACCAAUAUUGUUGAGAAAUCCUUUGUACAAUCAUUGAAAAUCAGAACACCCGUUGAAUACAAUUCGCAAACAAUUGUAUCUGAACCAACUAUGAAUUGUGGGAAUAGCCGUUUUUCAGAGACAUUACAAUUGCCACCAGUAUCUCAAGGUUCAUCUUCUUUAUCACCAACUUCCACAUUUGCUAAAACUGCCAGCGGUGCUAGUGGGAAUCCACUGUCAAAUGUUUCGCCUUUUAUUACGGCUGCAUCUUCAUCCACAAGUAAUAACAACAAUAGUGAUAAUAAUAACAAUAAUUUUGUUGGUGUAAUACCUUUUGUCCCUAUGUCUCAUAACAACUCUUCUUCUUCUAUUACAUCUGUGACCUCUCGUGGCAACUUUCCAGAGCAACAACCACAAACACAACAAUUACCACAAUAUACAAAUAAUUAUUAUCAAAUUUAUUUAAACAUGGAUUUUUUAUCUAAAUCUCAACCAACUGAUUUGAAGGAACUUAUGGGAAUUCAGAAUAUGAAGACUUUUAUUUAUUCAAUGUUUAAAUAUAAUAUUAAUAAUAGUAUCCCACCGUUAUGGUGUUCGUUUGUCACUUGCAAAAUUGUAAAUUUGGAAGGAAAAAGAAUUUUAAAAGACAAGACUAAUAAAAGUGUUUUCAAUAAGAAUGAGCAGGAUGAGGUUAUUAAUGAUUGUAAAUCUUUAAUUUUAAGCUCAUGUUGUGAUGAUGACUAUAACAAGUUUAACUGGGAUACUGACGAAGAAAAUUUAAAAGAAAUACCCAUUGAUGUCAUUGUUAAUCAUGUAGAUGAAACAUGGAUUGAAUUUUUACUAAUUACUAAUAAUAAUAAUAACAAUAAUAAUAAUAAUAACAGCGAUAGUAGUAGUAGUAGUAGUAGUAGUAGUAGUAAUAGCAGUGCUAAUGAAAAUGACAUUCCUAAAAAGGAGUUAAAACAAAAGACUAAUGUUGGUAUCAAUAGUUUUAAUACGAUGGAUGACCAAGAAUUAGUUGUUUUGGUUAAUGGUGUCAUUUGGUUUAGAGUAACUAGUAGUAUUCCCAAGGAUUAUAAUGGCGAAUCAGUUACCAUUAGUGGAUUGGUUCCAUCCAGUUCAUAUGAUAUUCAAUUUGUUAUUAGAAAACAUUCUACAGGCAAGGAUUACUUGAUUAGCGAUUCUAUUAUUAAAACAAGUGUUUUGCUAGAGGAUGAGAUCGAUGCCACGUCUACUUCUUUAAACGGCAACUCUAGAACCAGUUCAAACGGUGGUGGUAAAGCCAAGAAGAAUAACAAAAACAAUGGCCAUGGUAGUAACAGUAGUGGCAACAAUAACAACGGACAACUUAAGACUCGUGAGUUGAACGAAUUAGAUUUUGUAACUGAUUUCAGUUUCCCAUCUUUUUAUCACAGGAAAUUUUUAUCUCCAUUAUUAACUUUGAAACAUUCGGUGUUAACUACAAAUACAAAUUUAAGGGGAGAAAAGUUGAAGUUGAAAAAGUUAAAAAAAGAUUUAGGCAAGAAACUUAAUUCUAUGAAACAGGAACAUGAGUUUUAUACCAAGAAAUUAAAACAUAACGAUGACCAUGAAAAAGAUGAUAACAAAAGAAAUAAUUCCAAGUUAGACAAUUUGAAUAAAACUAUUAAAGCCUCGACUCAAACCAUUCUAGAAUUACAGGACGGAUUGGACAAGAAAACAGAGAAUUUAACUGUUUUGCAAAAAAAAUUUGCUUUGAAGCAAAAACAAGUUGAUGAAGUUAAAUUGAAGAACAAAACAUUGGUGGAAAAAUUUGGAAUGGAAUUGUUUGAUUUAAGAAAGAUUUUGAAUAAAAAGAAAACAGUUUUAAAUCAAUUACAAAGCAAAGAAGCCAAAUUGCAAAAGAUUAAUUCUAAAUUAUUAAAUAAUUUAGAAAUAUUUUCUGAGGUUAAUCAAGCUUUAUAUUCUAAAGUUCAUGAAUUAAAUGUUUUAUUUUUGGAUAAUACUUAUAAUCAACAUGUUUAUCAAGUGAAUGAGUUAGAAUUGAAGAUUAAGGGGUUGGAACAAGAUCUUGUUAGAAUGGAGAAUGAAAAUGCCAAUAUGACUGAACUAACCAGGAGAAUGAUUCAAGUGUAA
Molecule: messenger RNA, 3960 nt
Organism: Saccharomycodes ludwigii
Lineage: Eukaryota; Fungi; Ascomycota; Saccharomycetes; Saccharomycodales; Saccharomycodaceae
Gene: NNF2
Product: Nnf2p
Exons: 1
Coding region: 1-3960 (1319 amino acids)
Source: RefSeq, a predicted model, not a curated record